Molecule: messenger RNA, 2722 nt
Organism: Rattus rattus (black rat)
Lineage: Eukaryota; Metazoa; Chordata; Mammalia; Rodentia; Muridae
Gene: Exoc3l2
Product: exocyst complex component 3 like 2
Biological process (GO): exocytosis; exocyst localization
Cellular component (GO): exocyst
Molecular function (GO): SNARE binding
Source: RefSeq, a predicted model, not a curated record
AUGCCAAUCCUGAAGAGCCUGGGGGUGGGCGACCCUAAGGUGCCGAGAGCAGGGACUCUGCCCCUGCGGUCCUCUCGCAACCCCUUUGAAGACACUCCAACGCUGGAAGAAGAGGAUGGGGAGCUGGGGACACUGCCCAAUGGGACAUCGUGCCGCCGCCGGGCCACACUGGAGAAGCUGGCUGGUCUGGCCCCCUUCCGGCUGGGCUGGACUUCAGGCCGGCGGGCAGGCAGCCCCGGGGACCGGCAGGUCCGCUCUUUCUUGGGCCGCGUGCUGGCACCGGGCAUACGGAGGAGCUCAGCAGAUUUCGGCCUCUUAAACCGGCUUCAGGGGUUCCGAACCCAUGGCGACGAGGAGCCAGCUGGGGAAGCCGCUCGAAGACUGGCUUUCCUGAGACUCGGACGUGGGCCCAAGCCCAGGCGGGCAUCCCUGGCAGAGAGACUGGUGCCUGCAGGCGAGGCAGCCCCUGAGCCCCCACCCAAAGUCCCGGAGCCGCCCAAAAUAAAGGAACCACUGUCAGUGCUGGAGAUCCUGGGCCUGAUCCAGAGGCGCGAGCUGGCGCGAGCGGACGAGCACAUCCUGGAGCUGGAGGCGGAGGCGCCCGCGGAGGCUGAGGCCGGCGCGGGGCGGCGCGCGCGGGACGUGGCGCUGCUGUACGAGGCGCUGCAGCGCGAGCUCUGGGCGCUGGUGCGCGAGUCGCUGGCGGCCCCGGGACCCGGCACGGGCGCGGUGGCGCAGCUGGGCCUCGUGCUGCUGCAGGAGGAGGAGGCGGACGCGCGCCGCGGCCCCGGGGCGGCCCGCAAGCUGCGCGCGCACUGGGCCGAGGCGGUGGCGCGCGCGGCGCGCGAACGGCUGGAGGAGGCGGCGGCCCCGGGCGCGCGCGGGGCGCUGUCUGGGCAGCUGGAGGCGCUACGCGCGCGCCUGCUGGAAGACGUGGCCGCUGUGCGUGGACGCCUGGCGCCCGCCUACCCUGCAGGGCUGCGCGCCGGUGCUGUGUACCUGCGCGGCUACCACGAGGCGCUGGCCGAGUGGCUCGGCGCGGCCGCGCGCCGCAGGCUCCCUCUGGCCGAUCGUUACGCAUUGCUGCACUGGCACAAUCAGGUGUACCCCAGGGAGAUCCUGGGCCUGGUAGACCUGGUUGCCUUGGAGAACGGGGAGCUGGGGCCCCUCCUGUCUGCUGGCACCCUGCGAGGUCUGGAAGAUGAAUGUGUCACAGAUGUGAAGGCUCAGACCCGAGCAGCCCUUCUUCGAGUGUUGCAGGAAGAUGAGGAGCAGUGGGGCAGCAUGGACUACCGACCCAGCAAUCUAGCCCAGGAUGUUUGUGAGCUGCUAGAAGAGCACACAGAGCGAGCACCGCACAUCAGUCAGGAGUUCGUGGAGAGGAUGGCCUACUGCUGCCUGGGAGGGCUGGCGGAGUUCCUGCAGAGCUUCCAGCAACGAGUGGAGCGAUUUCCACGAGAACCCAGGGUCCGCGAGCUGCCCUCCACCUACAUCAGCAGGACGAUCUCGAUGGUCAACUGUGGGCCCCCCUGAGCCUUUGGUCUUCACAGGUCUCUGGCUGAGCGACUGGCCAGGGUGGGGCCCCCUGAAAGUGAACCGGCCCGGGAAGCUUCAGCCAUCGCUCUGGACCGUGUGACCCGACUCUGCCAUCGUGUUCUUGCUGAAUUGUUGUUCCAGGAACUACAGCCUCAUUUCAACAAGCUGAUGCGCAGGAAGUGGCUUAGCAGCUCGGAAGCUCUGGAUGGCAUCGUGGGCACGCUCGGCGCCCAGGCCCUGGCCCUGCGCAGGAUGCAGGAUGAACCAUACCAGGUUCUGGUGGCUGAGCUGCACCGGCGGGCGCUGGUGGAGUACGUGCGGCCACUGCUCCGCGGGCGCCUGCGCUGUCGUUCUGCGAGGACCCGCAGCCGCAUGGCCGGGAGGCUCCGUGAGGACGCGGCACAGCUGCAGCGGUUGUUUCGGCGGCUGGAGUCCCAGGCUUAUUGGCUUGACCAGGUGGUGCCACACUUGGCCGAGAUCCUGCAGUUGGAGGACACUCCGAGCAUCCAGGUGGAGGUCGGGGUGCUGGUGCGGGACUACCCAGACAUCAGGCGGAAGCAUGUGGCAGCCCUCCUUGACAUCAGAGGUCUUCGAAACACAGCUGCCCGUCAGGAGAUCCUGGCGGUGGCCCGGGACCUGGAACUAUCUGAAGGUGGUGCCCUAUCACCCUCUAGGGACCGUGCCUUCUUUGCCGACAUCCCUGUGCCCCGCACAUCUUUCUGCCUCGGCCUCCCUCUCUUCUUGGGACGCCUCCCAGUGUCCCGGCUGGCCAGGCCCAAUCUGGCUUGUCUGCCCCUGCGGCCUCGUCCUCCAUCACCAGUUAGAGCCCGAGCCGAUCGCUGAGGGGCCCAGUGCCCAUGUUGCUGCUGAUACACCCUCCUCCCUUCCACGUGAUUCCCUGCCUGAGACACCGAUCUCUGAGAUGGGAGGGUCCUUAGAUAUCCCACCCAGCCCGGAGCAUCCCCUCCAGAAGGGAAACUGAGGCCAGAACGAGCAAAGAGUUCCCCAAGGCUUCCAGGGUCAUUCCCGCACCCUCCGCCCUCAUACGCCAGCAUGGCGAGGAGCCUUCUGGAAGGCUCUACAGAAAUAUCCCAGCCCCACCUCCUUUCCCCUCACCUCAAGGUCUGGCCCCAAUCCAACGUAUUAAGGAAUGGUAGAUACUUAGAAUAAAGAGGUUUUUAUUUAA